This is a messenger RNA of Platichthys flesus (European flounder), 3011 nucleotides long. Its product is annotated as Y+L amino acid transporter 2-like. The record is from RefSeq and is a predicted model, not a curated record. Gene Ontology annotation, cellular component: membrane. Gene Ontology annotation, molecular function: L-amino acid transmembrane transporter activity. The transcript is spliced from 10 exons. Gene Ontology annotation, biological process: amino acid transmembrane transport. Bases 135 to 1679 code for a protein of 514 amino acids. NCBI's taxonomy places the organism in Eukaryota, Metazoa, Chordata, Actinopteri, Pleuronectiformes, Pleuronectidae.
ACCGUUCAGUUGCUACCACUCAGAUAUGAUCUCAGCGAUUUCUCACAGCUAGGUGUAGAGGAGCAGACACUACACACACCACAGGAGGAGAAAAACACCUUUAGAAUUACCCCAAAAUAAGCAGUGCAUCACUGAUGGGGGAUCUGAGGCAGAAGAUGGGCGUCAUGUCACAGACAAUAUGCCCACGUUCACAGUCUGCUUCUGUUGAGGACUUAAAGGCCCCAAAUGCAGUCCAAGAGGAGAAGAUGCACAUGAAGAGAGAAAUCUCUCUCGUCAACGGGGUCUGCCUCAUCGUGGGCAACAUGAUCGGCUCUGGGAUCUUUAUCUCACCAAAGGGUGUGCUCAUGCACUGUGGCUCAUACGGACUGUCGCUGCUGAUCUGGGCCCUCGGAGGUAUCUUCUCAGUGUUCGGGGCUCUGUGCUACGCAGAGCUCGGCACCACCGUCACCAAGUCCGGAGCCAGCUACGCCUACAUCCUGGAGUCUUUCGGUGGGUUCCCGGCCUUCAUCCGCCUGUGGACGUCCAUCCUGCUGAUCGAGCCUGCCAGCCAGGCCGUGAUUUCACUCACCUUCGCCAACUACCUGGUGGAGGCUUUCUACCCAACCUGCCAGCCGCCGUACCACGCUAUCCGCCUGAUAGCAGCAGCCUGCAUCUGUAUUCUCAUUUUUGUCAACUGUGCCUAUGUGAAGUGGGGGACUCUGGUCCAGGACAUCUUCACUUACGCCAAACUCAUGGCACUCAUCCUCAUCAUCAUUGUAGGAAUCCUGAAACUAUCAACUGGAGAAACAAAAAGCUUCGAGCGUCCAUUUGAGGGCUCCUCCACAGAUCCUGGACCGAUAGCUUUGGCCCUCUACUCGGCUCUGUUCUCCUACUCCGGCUGGGACACACUGAACUUUGUGACAGAGGAAAUUAAGAAUCCAGAGAGAAAUCUGCCCCUGGCCAUUGCCAUCUCUAUGCCCAUCGUGACCAUCAUCUACCUGCUGACCAACGUGGCGUACUACGUGGUCCUGGACAUGCCAUCCCUGCUGUCCAGUGACGCCGUCGCUGUGACCUUUGGGAAUGCAGCACUGGGGCCGUUCAAGUGGAUCAUCCCCGUGUCAGUGGCCAUGUCCUGCUACGGAGGCCUCAAUGCUUCUAUCAUCGCCGCCUCGAGGUUGUUUUUCGUUGGAGCCAGAGAAGGCCACCUCCCCAACAGUCUGAGUCUGAUCCACCUGGAGCGUUACACACCCAUACCUGCGCUGCUCUUCAAUGGGUUGAUGGGCCUGAUCUUUCUGUGUGUGGAGGACGUGUUCCAGCUCAUCAACUACUUCAGCUUCAGUUACUGGCUCUACGUGGGUCUGUCUGUGGCCGGCCUCAUCUACCUGCGCAUCACUCAGCCUAACCGACACCGGCCCGUCAAGUUGAGCCUAUUCUUCCCCUUCAUCUACUGCCUGUGCAGCCUGUUCUUAGUCAUUGUUCCUCUGUACGGAGACACCAUCAACUCUCUCAUUGGGAUUGGCAUUGCGCUCUCUGGUGUGCCAGUGUUCUAUGUGGCCAUUUACCUGCCUGAGGACAAGAGGCCCAAGUUCAUACAGAAAUUAAAUGCGUUUGCCACCAGAUGCACCCAGACUCUUCUCUACUGCUGCCUGACAGAAGUCCACACAGAGCCAGAAACACAAGCAGGCGCUAAAACGCAGUGAACGCCAUGGAGCGUCCAUGGAACCGCCCACCACCGAGGCCUCUGUCCUGAAAGACGAGGCCCACGAUGGACAGCACAGCCUGGCCUGGACUCAUGGCGUUUGUGUGCCAGGUCAUGCUAAAAAAAAAAAAGAAAGUGAAAAAGAGGAUCUGACAUCGCAAAUGACUCACCAGGAGGAGCGAGCACUUGAGAGAAUGCAGACUCGCUUUCCUCUGCGAAUGUGACACACUUCUCUUCAGACAACGAGGAGUAUUUCCUACGAGGAUUAGAUUAAAGUUCAAGCUGACAUUUUGUAUUGAGUGUUAAGAUGUAAUACGAUUAGACUCUUUCAAGAAUUCAUCAUAUACUACUCAUGUGGCGACAGGUUAAUCAUACAAAAGUAUUUAAUUAGUCGCAGUAUGUAUAAUGUUAUUGUGAUUGAUUACACAGUCGAAUGUAAUGUAAUGCCUCUAACAGCACCUGGCUUAUUAACUGCCUUUAGUAGUCACUGUUACAAUGACUACUGAAGUAACUAAAUACACAAAUCUCCAGACACAUCAACAGUACAACAGAGCGUGUUCAUGGUGUGGUGAUCAAAACCUCUUUGUGUUUAAUGAUGUAAAGUGAGAUGGGUCACCUGUUUACACCAAUUUGAUGACCUGCCUACAUUUAUUCUGGAAAUCCUACAUUCAUGUGAAUAACUGCAUAUUAAGAACACUGUCGAAUCCUAAGUUUCAACCAGUAUUGAUGACUGGGUCAUUAGCAGCUUCACUGUGAAGCAGGUUCAAUCCAGGGCCUUGUUUGUCAUUCUUUUACUUUAAACAAUUGAUUUCAGUGAGUUUAUAUAUUAUGUUUUGUAAUUAUUCAUGAUUUUCCCAGGACUGAUCUAAUUGGUCCAGGAUCCAUCUGCAGGCAAGUAGCAAAUUCGAAUAUACAGUAUCUGCAAAACUAGUUUUUUGGCUAAAACCUCUUGUGUAUGCUUCACUUGAAAGGCCUGUGUUUCUGUUCUAAUUGAAAAAAUUGUAACAAACUAGUGUGUACUGUAAAAUGUUAAGGUAUCCAGAGCCUCAACUCUUGUUUACUGGCAACCAAUCAAACCUUCACUUGAUAGGUCUUAAAGAAUAAAGGUAAACUCCAAUCGCAAACCAAAUACAUUCAAGAAUUCACUUUUAGAAACAAGAUGCCUUUUCUUUCAGUGAGUGACUCUCAGCCGUUGUCUCUUAUAAUCUUCAAAAUCUUUCAAGCAGACGUGACGUUUUCUUAUAUUUACACAUUGUAGUGUGUCAUCUUGACUAUUAACAAACUUUGUUUCUCAAUUCUUUUGUAUUGUGAUUAAAAUGCAAAACCUUUUCAC